AUGCCAGGCUAUUUAGAUGCAGUUGAACAAAGACGCAAGGAGUUAUUUGCAGAAAUCAACGAGAUGUUUGAAAACACACCAUUAAUGAAGCAUUUGGUGACUGGGGAUAUGAUAUUUGUAAACGCUAAAGACAAAUAUGACCCAGAAAUGGCGAAGAUUAAGUAUACUAUCAUCAGCGAAUCAGAGAGGCAACCGAAUUGGGGAGAAUCUCUUCCGAAGUGCUUUAUCCCUUUAGAAUUAGAAUUUGCAUCGCUGAUCAGUCGCGGAAUUCCUCUCAUUACAUUGGAGCAUCUGACAAAAAUAAACUCAUUGCAACCUAUUAGACCGUUGUCGGAAACUGAGUUAAAGAUAUUUCUGAAAUUUCAACAUUCCAUUGGCAAGGUGUUGUACUUUGAUGAACAUAAAUUGAAGAAGCAUAUCAUUUUGUCCCCUACCCAUCUCAUUGAUGCCUUUAAAUCUAUUGUAACUGACAAACGAUUUUGCGAAGGAGACAAAAAGAGAGAAGAGUUAUGGAAUGUCAUGGAAAAGACAGGAGUUAUUUCAAAAAGCGUAAUCCACCAUGUUUGGAAGAAUAAGAAAUAUGCCAAAUUUGACAAAAAUAAAGAAUAUUUACUUGAUGUUAUGACUCAUCUGGAUAUAUUAGUAGAACCAAAGAGAUACGAUUCUGCCGGGAAAAGUAUACCUGCUGAAUUAUAUUAUGUUGCGAGUAUGGUACGGGCUGAAGAUGAUUCUGGAUACCUCCAGUCAGCUGACUUCAUAAACAGGAGUAUUACCAUAGCCUUUCAAUCGUCAUCAUUGAUGAUACCUCCUGCGCUAUCCUUUCGUUUGAUAAGUUACUGCCUGUAUGUGUGGGCGGUGAAGACAUUCGGAGAGAAAAACAAGGACAUGCUGUUCCAUAAAGCUGGGGUAUUUAUUAUUGAUCCUUCUUUAGAAAUGCACAUUCAAUGCGAAGAUGAAAUGGUUAUUGCCCGUCUUGUUCAUGCCAGAACAAACACCCUUAUAAUGAGAGAUCUUGCUUCAAGUAUCAAUGAAUGUUUAACAUCUGCCUUGGAAAAAAUCAGUCAGCUGUAUAUCAGAACAAGUAGCGACCAGUGUCACGAUGACAAAUGUAAACCAGGGUGCACAGGUAUUGUAUUCCGAUUUGACAUAGCAGUCUGA
Mytilus trossulus (common blue mussel) is the source of this 1158-nucleotide messenger RNA. RefSeq lists its product as uncharacterized. Lineage: Eukaryota; Metazoa; Mollusca; Bivalvia; Mytilida; Mytilidae. The coding region runs from base 1 to 1158 and encodes 385 amino acids. The transcript is spliced from 3 exons. The record is from RefSeq and is a predicted model, not a curated record.